AUGGAGCCUAUUUACGGACAGAUAGCCAACUAUCCUCCUCAUUUUAUGGGUAAGAAACUGAUUCCGAUAAAGGAGCCCCGACCGGGCAGGAAUCUCGCUCUGCCUCUGGAACCGGAUGCCGAGAUGCUACCAGCUCACUACGAAGGAGUGAAACCUCCUGGAGUCGACCAUAUGGAAUUAAAAUACGCUGAAACACGGAUUGUAAAAGACGUUCCAAAGAUUCAACCUUCGAAAGCGCUUGCUCAGACUGGACGCGCUCAACAGUCAUCCGAAAAGCAAAGAUCAGAGGGUAAGAAUGAUAAAAACGAAUCUCAGAAGACGAUUUCUGUUGAGAUCAAAGAAACAGGCGAUGAUCUGAGGAAGAAGAAGAAAGUCGAGUAUGUCGAUGCUGCAGGAAGGAAGAAGGUUCAUGAUGAUCAUGAUCGCGUCUCGAAACAUCAUACAGAGAAGAGUAAGAGCGCAGAUGAUGUUUCUCAUGCAGGAAAGAGUAACGAUAAAGUGGACCGCGUGGCGACUGGUUAUCGCAACGUUUAUCAUAAGGACGAGUACAAGAAGAAUCACGAUUUCUAUGAUAACGAUGACCACGGUGGGCAUUCGAAGCAACACGGACGAUACAACGAAAGACACGUCUCCACCGAGGGUACGUUCAAGAAGGGUGACUCUCGUGGUGCUAGCUUCGACCAGGGCAAACUUCAGAAAGAGAAAGGGGCAGAGAACUCCGGGGCGAACGGAGAAACCAAAGGUCACGAUGGAUUUGUUUAA
Osmia bicornis bicornis is the source of this 762-nucleotide messenger RNA. RefSeq lists its product as uncharacterized. NCBI's taxonomy places the organism in Eukaryota, Metazoa, Arthropoda, Insecta, Hymenoptera, Megachilidae. The record is from RefSeq and is a predicted model, not a curated record. Bases 1 to 762 code for a protein of 253 amino acids. The transcript has a single exon.